AGCCUCGAGGUCUUUGUGAAAGGAAUUUCUUCCUUAGUGACUCCCGUAGAUACUCCGACCGGAGACUCAUCCGUUCGUCCUUCCUCCUGGCUUGGGCAACCUCCUCCCCACUUCCCUGGGCUGCAUAGAGGCGUCCAAGAUGGCGGGAGGUUCGGUGUAGUAGGAAGCUUUCGCGGCGAAGUGUAGCGAACGUCGAGCUCAGGCGGUUGGUCACUUGUCGGGACGCUCCUUUUCUGACCAUGAGCAACAUCUACAUCCAGGAACCCCCCACCAACGGCAAGGUUUUGCUGAGAACAACAGCAGGAGAUAUAGAUAUAGAGUUAUGGUCAAAAGAAGCACCAAAAGCAUGUCGAAAUUUCAUCCAGCUUUGUAUGGAAGAGUAUUACAAUAACACAAUAUUUCACAGAGUAGUGCCUGGCUUUAUAGUGCAGGGAGGUGAUCCCACUGGUACUGGAUCAGGUGGAGAUUCAAUCUAUGGAGCUCCCUUCAAGGAUGAGUUCCAUUCACGAUUGCGAUUUAAUCGAAGAGGACUUGUUGCUAUGGCAAAUGCUGGGCCCCAUGAUAAUGGGAGUCAAUUUUUCUUUACGUUGGGUCGUGCAGAUGAACUUAAUAACAAGCACACAAUCUUUGGAAAGGUUACAGGGGAUACAAUAUAUAACAUGUUGCGCCUGGCUGAAGUAGAAGUUGACAAGGAAGAGAGACCUCUCAGUCCACACAAAAUAAGAAGUAGUGAGGUUUUGUUUAAUCCUUUUGAUGACAUUGUUCCAAGACCGAAUAGAAAGCUGAAGAAGGAAAAACCAGAAGAAGAAACUAAAAAGUCCAAAGUAAAAGGCACAAAAAAUUUUAACCUGCUUUCCUUUGGGGAAGAAGCUGAAGAAGAAGAGGAGGAAGUCAAUAGAGUUAGUCAGAGCAUGAAGGGAAAAAGUAAAAGUAGUCAUGAUCUACUGAAGGAUGAUCCACAUCUAAGCUCAGUUCCUGCUGUCAAAAGUGAAUCAGCAAGUGAAGAAAGGGAUUUGAGUGAGGAGGAAGAAGAGCAUGAUGAAGAUGCUGAUAGUGUAGAAGGCGAAGCUGCUAGCAAUGAGAGAUUUCAAAUAAAAGAACGCAUUGCCAAGAAGUUGAAAAUUGAUACAAGUGAAAAUACUAAACAGCAACUUCAAGAGGAAGAAACUAAGACAGAAAAGAAAACAACUAGUCGCAGUGAGGAGCUACGGAAAGAAGCACGACAGCUGAAACGUGAACUGCUGGAAGCAAAGCAGAAAAAAGAAGAAAGAGCUUUAAAACCCAAAGAGAAGGAAGAGGAGGAACCUCCCCCAAACAGUGUCGUUGAAGAGUAUCUUCAGGAAAAGAGAAAAUACGAAGACAAGCGGAAGCAGCAGCCAAAGAAAGGGGUUUCUCGCGAAGAUCAGACACUUGCACUGUUGGACCGAUUUAAAUCAAAGUUAACCCAGGCAAUUGAAGAAACUCCUGAAAAUGAAGUUUCUGAACCUGAAGUAGAUAAUGACGAAGGAUGGAUGUCACAUGUACUUCAAUUUGAAGAUAGAAGCAGAAAGGUGAAAGAUGCAAGCAUGCAGGAUGAAGAUACUUUUGAGAUCUAUGAUCCACGGAAUCCUGUAACUAAGAGGAGAAGAGAAGAAAGCAAGAAGAUAAUGAGAGAAAAAAAGGAAAGGAGAUAAAAAGAAUGUAAAGCUAGCCAGAGCUGCCUUGAAAAGUGACUGCAAUAAAGCACUGGCUCUUUUGUAAGCUGUACUUCCUAAAAAUACCACGGGAGAAGUGUGAAAAGGAAUCUCUCAAGAACCUGUCGUGCAGUUUUGAAGCAGAGCUAUCAUUUGUUUCUUAAGUUGUGCAGUCAAGUGCUCUCAGUGCAUUCAUUAUCCAACCUCUCUAAAGGUCUUUAGAAUUAGGAUAUUUAGAUAUUUAGAAAAUGUUUUAGAAUAUUUUAUAAUAAAACAGCUGACUUGACUUCACACAUUAGAGUGGUAAAUGCUGCCUUCCCGAACCGCUCUGUUGCAGAAUUAAGAUGAUGCACUUGCAGAACUCCUUGGUCCCGGCUUUUUUGAAACCAGCUAAGUUCAAGUUGAGAAUUUGGUUGUUUUCUGCUUUUGAAAUACAUACUCCAAAAUAGAUCCAGCUUAGGAAUCUGGGUUAAUACACAGUUUGGGGAGUAUUAUUUCACUAUAUGUACCACAUGAACAAAAAAAGAAUUUGAAUGUACCGUAGUGGUUGCUUAAACUGUUGCAAUAUCAGAAACAUCUUUCUGGUAGAAUUUUCACUGUAAAGUAGCUGGUAAUGAAGAUUGGUUUGUUAAUUAGUCCAGUACAGAAACAGAAAAAAUGUGAUCAGUCUCAUUAAAAACAUAACUCUGUUUUCAUUAAAAGCAUAACCCUGUUUUUAACAAUUAUUUUACUGUCUAAAAAUGAACAGCUCUAAGUUUCUAGUUCACAGACUUUCUACAGGUCCUGUCCUCUGGUGGUAAUAGUUUUACAGAAACAUGGGAUUUUCAGUGCUACUUCCUUGCAGCAUUUCUGAUGCCGCAGAAGCACGGACUACCCAUAUGGGCAACAGCUAAAGAAGAGUGAGCACAAAUGAGCAAGGUCAUUAAAAAGUGCAACCCGAGGAGUGUUUUGCUGAUGUUGUUUUUAGAACAAGUUCAGUAAGGUAUGGUGUCCUUAUCAAGCUGCCACUGCCGAAUUUCUUGAUAGGGUCUGAGGUGUGAGAUACAUAAACCUGCAUUGGUGGGUUAAUAUGGCCCAAAUGUCAGAGGUUAGAUUAAUACAGACUAUUGCUUUAAUGCGCGGUGCAACCUUUGAGAUAAGAAGAAAACUUGGAGGUGUGAUGUGAGAUCCUAUAUAAAGCUGUCAUUAUCCUCCUCUCAGGCUGAGUGAAUUAUAGUGUACUAUGGUGUAAAGAAGUUAAGAGGGGUUAAAUUCUUAAACGCAGCCGUUCACAAACUAGUGAGUCAAAGUUUUUUAAUCAUUAAGUCAUUUUCUGUCAGGCUGCUAUUGGGAAAAUCAAGAACAUCUAAUGUUACAUGCUGUUAUCUCUAUUCAUGUUUUGUUUGUGGAGAAAAUUUU
Grus americana (Whooping crane) is the source of this 3071-nucleotide messenger RNA. It is a transcript of the gene CWC27, whose product is annotated as CWC27 spliceosome associated cyclophilin. Gene Ontology annotation, cellular component: catalytic step 2 spliceosome. Bases 240 to 1673 code for a protein of 477 amino acids. The transcript has 14 exons. Lineage: Eukaryota; Metazoa; Chordata; Aves; Gruiformes; Gruidae. The record is from RefSeq and is a predicted model, not a curated record. Gene Ontology annotation, biological process: protein peptidyl-prolyl isomerization; protein folding. Gene Ontology annotation, molecular function: peptidyl-prolyl cis-trans isomerase activity.